AUUUGUAGUUGUUGCUGUUUGGCUGGAAAGAAAAUUUGUUUUUUUUUUAAAUCCUGGGAAAGUGAACAGGUAAAGUGGUGUUAUCAGUUUAGUUAACUUAGUUCUACAAAUGGGAAUGGGGAAAGUGAAGGAAAGAUGUUGGAGUCUCUCAGCCAAAAACCCAAAUCCAUUAAAAUAAUAAUAAAUAUAGAGAGUGUUUGGUUCUCUCAGCCAUUAAUAACAGAUAGUAGCUGUGGAGUUUUAAUCUUUCAAUAAUUACAACUCACUCAUUUCUUUAUUAAUUUACAAUAUUCCUCUGUUUUAAAACCCCCCAAACCUUCUUCAAACUUGGGGUUUUUUUAAGCUUUGCUUUUAAAGCUUCUAAAUGAAAAGAUUGUUUCUUUUUUAUUUGCUUUGCUUCCUUUGAAGAGUGAAGACCCCAAAACUCCAUAGGUUCUCCCUUUUCUCUAACCUUUAUGCAGUGAAAUAUUGAUGAAAGUUUUAUGUUCUGAAUCAUAAAGAGUAGCUCUCCAACGCCUUUGGUGUAUGGCUGAAGACAUUGUGAUCCGAGGCCAACCAUCGUGAAACAUGAAACUUGAUACUGAACAAGUGAUUUGCCAUUCAACCAUAGGCUACAAGAAUGAUUCGAAGCCUUAUUCCUUCUUAGCUGACAUUAAACCUUUUGAGAACAAAGAAAAGUCUUCAGAUGCUACUGAACUGAGCAUGGAUGACACUGUGAAGGAAAAUCAGAAUGGAGUCGUGCAUGAUAUAAAGAGCGAUGAACUGGAUUCAGAUUUCUCAAUAUAUUCGGAGAAUACACGAGAUGAAUGGACAGCUUCUGAACUUGAUUGUUCCAACAGUGUACACGACUUUUCUAAUGGUAAUGAAAAGGAGGUCCGAGAUUUUGUGACAUUUAACUCUCAUUCUUCAAAGAAUAUGGAUUCAUUUCAGGACUCGGUUUUUUAUUUGGACAAAAGUGUAAUGGAUUGUGAAUUGCCUGAAUUGGUAGUUUGUUAUAAAGAGAGUACAUAUCAUGUUGUCAAGGACAUUUGUAUUGAUGAGGGAGUUCCGACACAAGACAUGUUCUUGUUUGAAAGCAGUGUGGACGAGAAGAGCGAGUGCAACUUUUCGUAUCCCAAAAAGGAUCAAGAUAAUGAACUGAUGAAAGAAAUGUCGGAGACUGAUAUGCCCAUGCAAGACAUUUCCUUUUCUCCGGAAGAAAAUCAAUCUGGGAAGGAUAUUGACAACGAAUGUGGCUCUAACAAAAAACUCGACGCCGAUACAUAUAUGCAGGAUAUUGCCUUAUCUCUAGAAGAAAACAAGUCUAACAAGGGAAUUCCGAACGAAUGGGAUCCUAGGGAUUUGCUGGUGACAAGAGACAUGAAGGAUGAUGCAAUGGAAAUGAUGUCAAAUGACGGCUCCAAAGAGUUGUUUACCCUAGGAGACAUACUUUCAUUGCCUGAAUUGGCCACACUGAAAUCUGAAGCCAUGUCUCCUGAUUGCAAAAGUGACAGAAUUGAACAACAGUCCUUUGAGAACUCAAGUAAAAAGGAAGUGAUAGUGGCUUCUGCGGUUGAAGAAUCAAACAACCUAAUUCUUUCUGCUCCUGCUUUGGUCUCCACAGCUGAAGGAUCGGACAUUGGGAAAGGGGAAGCUACCCCAAUCAGUCCUGCUCCAGCCUCUGCUUCUUUGGAAGCAACUAGCAGUGGCCUUGUCAAUGAAACUGGAAGCAUCACAUUUGACUCCAGAUCUUCUGCACCAACAAGCGGCAAAGGUUCUAACAAGCCUCUCGAGGCUGGAAGAACAUCCAAACUUGAAGAGACAGCUGAUCAACCUUUUUCAAGCAAUCUUCAAAGCGGAAAUGGGGAGUCUAGUUUCUCUGCUGCAGGGCCCUUAACAGGUCUAAUAAGCUACUCUGGACCGAUAGCAUAUUCAGGCAAUCUCUCUCUUAGAUCGGAUAGCAGCACGACAAGCACUCGUUCCUUUGCCUUCCCGAUAUUGCAGUCCGAAUGGAAUAGUAGUCCGGUAAGAAUGGCAAAAGCUGACCGGAGACAGUAUCGGAGGCAUCGUGGAUGGAGGCAGGGCUUUCUUUGCUGUAGAUUCUGAAAAAGGGUUCUAUAUCAUGCAUAGUUUAUACAAAUUUAUUAUUUUUGCAUAUCAAAAAUACAUCAUCCCCUUCUUCCCUCGCUUGGCGUGUAAUAAUGUGCAGUAGGUUUAGAGUGUCUUCUUGGUGCUUCAGAGUUUUUAUCAUGCAAAUUGAGCUGUAAGCAAAGCAAUAUGGUAUAAUUUCUGUAAUACCCGAUUUUGCCCGGGUAUAAAAGGCCCGAAUUACAGCAGGCCUACAUGGCCCAAACCCGAAAUAAAACAAAGGCCCAAAAUUACAAA
Messenger RNA from Gossypium raimondii (Peruvian cotton), 2364 nucleotides. RefSeq lists its product as uncharacterized. The coding region runs from base 568 to 2085 and encodes 505 amino acids. Lineage: Eukaryota; Viridiplantae; Streptophyta; Magnoliopsida; Malvales; Malvaceae. Gene Ontology annotation, biological process: regulation of asymmetric cell division. The transcript has 5 exons. The record is from RefSeq and is a predicted model, not a curated record.